Messenger RNA from Didymodactylos carnosus, 1140 nucleotides. The record is from the annotation of a GenBank genome assembly. Lineage: Eukaryota; Metazoa; Rotifera; Eurotatoria; Philodinida; Philodinidae.
AUGGUUGGCUGUCUUAUUGUUGGCGCUAUUCCGACAGCAUUAGCUGGUCUUGUGUACAACUAUCCGGGUCUAAUGGCAAUUCGUUUUUUCGUAGGAAUUCUGGGUGGCACUUUCGUACCUUGUCAAGUUUGGACAACUGUCUUUUACGAUGAUAAUGUUAUCGGCAGAGUUAAUGCAUUUGCUGCCGGAUGGGGAAAUGCCGGAGGUGGCGUUACAUUUUUCGUCAUGCCGGCUGUAGUCGCUGGCCUCAUGCAGACAGGAUAUACAGUGCACACAUCAUGGCGAGUGGCAUUCGCCAUCUGUCCGUUUGUCAUUAUUGUUUUUACAGCGGGUUUGAUACUCGUAUUUGGGCACGAUACACCCAAUGGACCAUGGCGCAAGCAAAAUAACAUGAUUCAAGUGUCAACACAGAAUUCCAUCGCUGUUCAACUGUCUGAAAUUCCACCUAAUGUGGAAAUGGUACUUUCGAAAAACGAUGAUGGAAAGCUUGCCGAAACUAACAUAUCUACGAAUAAUUCAACUGAUUGGAAAACUGCGCUAAAAGUAAUAUUCACUUUUCAGACUGCAUUGGUUGCAUUGCCCUAUUUAUGCUCGUUCGGCAGUGAAUUAGCUGUUGAAGGUAUGAUCUCCAGUUUUUACGUACAACAAGCAAAGAUAAGUGAACAGUUGUGGUCACAGCAAAAGGCAGGUAAUUGGGCGGCAAUGUUUGGUUUGUUAAAUAUUGUUACAAGACCUGCGGGUGGAUACAUUGCUGAUUUGUUAUACCGAAAUGAAAAUGUCCAGUUAAAAAAGUAUUGGAUGUUAUUUACCGGAUUAGUGAUGAGCAUAUUCUUUUUGUGGAUUGGAUUGACACAGCUGCAUAUUGCCGGAUUGGUUGGAGCAAUGGCAGUGUUGGCGGUCUUUAUGGAUGCUGCAAAUGGUGCUGUCUUUGCUGUUGUUCCACACAUUCACGUACAUUACCAGGGCAUUGUGGCAGGUUUAACAGGAGCCUGCGGCAGUCUGGGCGGUAUAUUGUUUAAUUUAGCGUUUCGAUAUAACGGUACUAAUUAUCAUAAAGCCCUCUGGCAGAUUGGAAUAGUAUGCAGCACAAUUAAUAUCCUUCUGGUAUGGAUAAAAAUACCAUCGUCAAAGCACAAGUAA